AGAUUUACUGAUAUUUUUUGUUAUCUUUUACAAAGAAUCGUGAGAAAUCAGUCAACCAUAACUGAUGAUCAAAGCUCACAAGAGAGAAUUGUAAACAAUAUUAUUACGAAAUUUCAGAAUGUCAGGAAAAUCAAAUAAGUCACCUUACCAAACACCUGGGUACCCUACCCAAGGUUAUCCCACUGCUGGAUACCCUACACAACAAUAUCAGCAAGGGCCACCAGGAUACACUAGUAGUUUUGUUCAUGGCUCACCAGCACCAGGAAUGACAGUAACUCACAUGGCACAGUCUUAUCAGUCACCUGGAGCCUAUGGUGCACCACCCCAGGGACCACCACCACCCUAUUCUUACGCACCCCCACAACAAGGAGGUUAUCCAAUACAAAAUCCACAACCAUUCGUAGCCAAUAAUGUCUUUGAUUCAGGUGCCAGAUUUGAUGGAAUAGCACAACCAAAUAUACCUCCCCCUCCUCCAGGAUAUGCACCUAAUGCCGCCCAAUAUGCCCAGAUGCAGGGGCAGACUGUAAUAGGAACACAACAACGGAGUAACUUCUGGACUGGAGGGAACGGUGGUGGAUACACACUCGGAGGACUCUAAUUUUGUUACUGUGUAACCCAUUAUCAGUUCACAGCAAUGUCAAAUCUUCAGCAUUCUAAGGACUGCAUGAAAUGAAUAUUAGUUUUUUUUUUAUAGGUGAUUGGAAAUUUAAAAUGCCAAAGCUUCUUUUAGACAUUUAGGUAGAUUGAACUGUUGUGUUAUUCAACAUAUAUGUGUGUAUUUUUAGGGUAUAUUGGAAUAUUUGUCAGUCUGAUUGAGAUACAGAUAAUAUGUCCAUGCUUUGCUAACAAGGAUUUGCCUGCAAUGUGUUCUAACUUCUAUUUUUAAGAACUUUCAUGAUCAGGAUUCGCAGGUUUUGUUACAUUGAUAACACCUUCAAAAAUCUGAAGUCUGGAAUUUCAUUGACUGAUGUUAUAAUUACCAGAACAGAAAUUAGAAUGGAACGUUGCCAGAUCCUUGAAAACAGAGCAUGGACACAUGAUUUUGAUGAGAUCAGUAUUUUAAUCUGAUGGAAUAUUUGUAUGAUCAUACACUAAACAUAUCUGAAAUUUUUUUAGUAAAACUUGCAUUUUGCAGUACCAAAAUUAAAAAAAUUGAAAAAAUUACAUUGAAAGCAAGAAAUGGUAUUUCACCCAUUUAAUCACAUUGAAAUGUAUCCACUAUUAUAUAGUUUUAUUAUAUCUUUUCUUUAAUAUGUUAAAAAUAUUUUUUAUAGUUAUUUUUUUGUCAAACAUGACAUAGUAAACAGAGUUUUUUUUAAAGUGCCUGUUGUUGCAAUUUUUGUUGUUUAAGGUCAUAGAAUAAAUGUUCUAUCUUUGAAAUCAAAGUUUAAUUUUUUGUAAAUAUAUGUAUCUGCUAUUUAAGAUACUUUUGAUGUCUUUAUUGUAUAUAUUAAUUAUUGUUGAUUUAUUGUAUAUUUUAAUUGUUACUGUUUUCUGUGAUAUAAAUAAUUUUUCAAUAAAGUUGCAGAAAAUUC
Messenger RNA from Mytilus californianus (California mussel), 1535 nucleotides. Its product is annotated as DAZ-associated protein 2-like. The transcript has 5 exons. Bases 119 to 598 code for a protein of 159 amino acids. NCBI's taxonomy places the organism in Eukaryota, Metazoa, Mollusca, Bivalvia, Mytilida, Mytilidae. The record is from RefSeq and is a predicted model, not a curated record.